This is a messenger RNA of Paraphaeosphaeria sporulosa, 456 nucleotides long. RefSeq lists its product as uncharacterized. The transcript is spliced from 4 exons. The coding region runs from base 111 to 440 and encodes 109 amino acids. The record is from RefSeq and is a predicted model, not a curated record. Lineage: Eukaryota; Fungi; Ascomycota; Dothideomycetes; Pleosporales; Didymosphaeriaceae.
AGUUGUUGCACAGUAAUCGAGGGUUUCAGCGCAGUUGAGGGAUGCGGUAAGCUUGCUGUGAUGACGAGGGACACAGCAAUGUCCUAAGCAGACCUCGGCGAUGCAUAGGUAUGCGGCUACGCACCCGACCCGCAUGCUCGCUACGACGUUCGCGCAGACCAAGGUUCGCGUCAACGGCAUUGCGCCUGGAGUAUUCCCCAGCGAAAUGCCUGCUGGUGACUAACAACAAGUCAAACCUCAAGACGGAGAUGUCGAACCCAGCUGGGCGACCCAAUUCUGAUAUCGACGUGGCUGCAUCGAUCGUGUUCCUGGCUGGCCCAGGUGGUGUGUUCUACAACGAACAGAUCCUGUUCCCCGAUGGAGCCUCGUGCAGCCGGCUGCAGAGUAAAUAUAUACGACUCAUGACUGUACACAAUGUAAUGGCAUAUCUGUAUUCAUAACGACAUUAUCGUAAAC